UGCGGAGCGAUGUAUAUAAUUAUGCUGCAUGCUAAAUUGGGUAUUUGCAGUUGGAUUUGCUAAGGUAUAUAGGUGGCUACUGAAGGACCGUCUUUGCUACUGAUUCAAGCAAUGGGCUGUCGACAUUCAAUGGAAUGUGAUGAAGAUGAUACAAACCCUCAAAAGAAGAUUCUAAUAAGAACAAGUAGCAGUGAUUCAUUUGCACCAACUUACACUGACGGACGAAAUGUUUGGAAUUAUACUUCAGACAACAGUAUCAAUCACACAUACAAACUUCAUCUAUCUGACACAAAAGCAAGGAUUAAGCGAGUUCAUCCUAGCUUUCUGACAGUUCGUGAAGACGAAGGGGGGGUGUGCAGCACGCCAUACUUCACUACCCGCCAGGAAAAUCAACGUCGAUCGUUUCCACAUUACCACCAGUCAUUUGAUUAUGAUGGCAAGGAUCCAUUUUUUAAUUUGAGUUUCAAAACAGUUACCGACCGCCGAAACACAACCUGCUAUUUUACAGUCAAUAUGGGGCCAUCUUUUGGAGGUGUAACAACAACCGCUGAGGCGCCUCCCACUAAUACUUACACAUUUCAGAAGCUUGACGAGGAUGACUCUCAAAUUAGCUGUAGUGUGUUGCAAGAAGUAGUACAGAAGUAAUGUGCAGAUUACUGGACUUUUUGCUAUUUUAUGUAAAAAUGUACUUCUGCUAUUAUAGUGUAUAUACAUAUUAUGUAUUAUAGUUGUUAUGCACCCUGAUUGAAAUUCCUUGAAACGUCAACUUUGUGUUGUACAGUACAUGUACCUGUUGACCUUUCAAUCAGAGUAUUAGCCUACAGGGUAUGUUUAAGGUGUAAACUGUUGA
This is a messenger RNA of Geodia barretti, 850 nucleotides long. NCBI's taxonomy places the organism in Eukaryota, Metazoa, Porifera, Demospongiae, Tetractinellida, Geodiidae. The record is from the annotation of a GenBank genome assembly.